GCUUCACUUGUAAACAGAGACCUGUCAAAGAGCACAAACGCCAUCUUGACAGCAACCUCAAAAUGGCAGAAAGAUAUGAGUCAGAAACAGGGUCCAAACUAAGAUUCCGGCGCCCCACUGCUUAAAACCAGGUACUUCAGAUAUUCUAYAAGCAAGUGGGCAUGGAGUUGGUGUGCGGUGGUACAGCACAGAGCCUGUAAAAUGGAUAUAACCGUGGCGGUUUUUAACGCGGCCAGAGAUGGUAAGCUGAAACUUAUCCAGAAGUUGCUGAGCAACAAAACUCCAGAGGAGCUGGAGGCUUUAGCGGAGGAGAAAACCCAGGGCAGCACCGCGCUUCUCAUAGCCUCUCGGUACGGACAUUUAGAGGUCGUAGACUACCUGCUCGAACAUUGUAAAGCUCAUGUAGAACUCGGGGGCUCGGUCAACUUUGACGGCGAGACUAUCGAGGGGGCUCCACCGCUGUGGGCGGCUUCGGCAGCGGGUCACCUCCCCGUGGUGAAGACGCUGCUGAAACACGGCGCCUCGGUAAACAACGCCACGCUAACCAACUCCACUCCGCUCCGAGCCGCUUGCUUCGACGGCCACCUGGAGAUCGUUCGCUACCUGGUGGAGCACAGAGCGGACAUGGAGGUCGCCAACCGCCACGGCCACACCUGCCUCAUGAUCUCCUGCUACAAGGGCCACAAAGAGAUAGCCAAGUUUCUCCUAGACCGUGGGGCGGACGUGAACCGAAAGAGUGUGAAAGGGAACACGGCCCUCCAUGACUGCGCUGAGUCUGGGAGUCUGGACAUCAUGAAGAUGCUGCUGAAGUGCAACGCUCGCAUGGAGAGGGAUGGGUAUGGCAUGACCCCCCUCCUGGCUGCCAGUGUAACGGGUCACACUAACAUUGUGGAGUAUCUGGCCCACCAGCCCCGCACYUCCACAGAGGAGCGGAUCGAUGCUCUGGAGCUACUGGGAGCAACGUUUGUGGACAAAAAACGUGAUCUGUUGGGAGCCAUGAGGUACUGGAGAAGAGCUAUGGAGCUGAGGGAGGCAGGGGACAAAGCUGGAUCGCUGUCCAAGCCUCCGCCUGGCCCUCCCAUCCCUGCCUACGGAUGUGCCCAGGAGGUGAGCACUGCAGAGGAGCUUGAAGCUUUAAUCACAGAUCCUGAUGAAAUGAGGAUGCAGGCCUUGCUGGUUCGUGAGCGCAUCCUCGGGCCAUCCCACCCGGACACAUCUUAUUACAUUCGGUACAGGGGAGCCGUGUACGCUGACUCGGGCAACUUUGAGCGCUGUAUCAGUCUGUGGAAAUAUGCCUUAGACAUGCAGCAGAGCAAYUUGGAYCCCCUCAGUCCCAUGACAGCCUCCAGUUUCCUCUCCUUCGCAGAGCUCUUUUCUUUUGUUCUUCAGGACAGGGCCAAAGGCACCCUGUCAACUCGCAUCACCUUCCAGGAUCUAAUGACUGUGCUGGGGAAAAGUGUGAGGGAAGUCGAAAGAGCUAGUGCCUACCCCCGUUGA
Poecilia reticulata (guppy) is the source of this 1497-nucleotide messenger RNA. NCBI's taxonomy places the organism in Eukaryota, Metazoa, Chordata, Actinopteri, Cyprinodontiformes, Poeciliidae. The record is from RefSeq and is a predicted model, not a curated record.